Molecule: messenger RNA, 2116 nt
Organism: Pezoporus occidentalis (night parrot)
Lineage: Eukaryota; Metazoa; Chordata; Aves; Psittaciformes; Psittacidae
Gene: BTK
Product: Bruton tyrosine kinase
Exons: 18
Coding region: 10-1980 (656 amino acids)
Biological process (GO): adaptive immune response; protein phosphorylation; intracellular signal transduction
Cellular component (GO): plasma membrane
Molecular function (GO): protein binding; non-membrane spanning protein tyrosine kinase activity; ATP binding
Source: RefSeq, a predicted model, not a curated record
GGGGCCGACAUGGCCAGUGUCAUCCUGGAGAGCAUCUUCUUGAAGCGCUCACAGCAGAAGAAGAAGACAUCUCCCCUCAACUUCAAGAAGCGCCUGUUCCUGCUGACAGAGAGCAAGCUGUCCUACUAUGAGUACGACUUUGAACGGGGGCGCCGGGGCAGCAAGAAGGGCUCAGUGGACAUUGAGAAGAUCACCUGUGUGGAGACAGUGGUGCCUGAGCACAACCCUCCCCCUGAGCGGCAGGUCCCGAGAAAAGGAGAGGAUUCCACAAACAUGGAGCAGAUCUCCAUCAUCGAACGGUUCCCUUACCCCUUCCAGGUGGUCUAUGACGAAGGGCCCCUCUACGUCUUCUCCCCGACGGAGGAGCUGCGCAGACGCUGGAUCCAUCAGUUGAAGAGCGUGAUCCGGUACAACAGCGACCUGGUACAGAAGUAUCACCCCUGCUUCUGGAUCGACGGCCAGUACCUGUGCUGCUCCCAGACAGCCAAGAAUGCCAUGGGCUGCCAGAUCCUGGAGAGCAGGAAUGGCAGUUUAAAAGUUGGGCGGUCGCAUCGCAAGACAAAGAAGCCUCUUCCCCCCACGCCUGAGGAGGACCAGAUGAAGCCGCUGCCGCCCGAGCCGGCCCCCAGCACAGCGGGCGAGAUGAAGAAGGUGGUGGCCCUCUACAACUACCUGCCCAUGAACGCGCAGGACCUGCAGCUGCAGAAGGGCGAGGAGUACCUCAUCCUGGAGGAAAGCCACCUGCCCUGGUGGAAGGCCCGUGACAAGAACGGGAGGGAAGGAUACAUCCCCAGCAACUAUGUCACUGAAACCAGCAAUUCCCUGGAGAUCUUUGAGUGGUACUCAAAGAACAUCACCCGGAGCCAAGCAGAGCAACUGCUCAAACAGGAGGGUAAGGAAGGAGGCUUCAUUGUCCGAGACUCCACCAGCAAGACAGGGAAGUACACUGUGUCCGUCUAUGCCAAGUCCUCUGUAGACCCCCAAGGCAUGAUCCGCCACUAUGUUGUGUGCUGCACCCCCCAGAAUCAGUAUUACUUGGCAGAAAAGCACGUGUUCAACACCAUCCCGGAGCUCAUCACCUACCACCAACACAACUCUGCUGGGCUCAUAUCCAGACUGAAGUACCCUGUGUCUCAACACCAGAGAAGUGCUCCUUCCACAGCAGGCCUCGGCUAUGGGUCGUGGGAGAUUGACCCAAAGGAUCUGACCUUCCUGAAGGAACUGGGGACGGGACAGUUUGGUGUGGUGAAGUACGGGAAGUGGAGAGGCCAGUACAACGUUGCUAUCAAGAUGAUCAGGGAGGGCUCCAUGUCAGAGGACGAGUUCAUCGAUGAAGCCAAAGUCAUGAUGAACCUGUCUCAUGAGAAGCUCGUGCAGCUUUAUGGGGUCUGCACCAAGCAGCAUCCCAUCUUCAUCAUCACCGAGUACAUGGCCAACGGCUGCCUCCUGAACUUCCUGAAGGAACCUCGGCGGCGGUUCCAGCCUGCCGAGCUGCUGGAGAUGUGCAAGGAUGUCUGUGAAGCUAUGGAGUACCUGGAAUCCAAGCAGUUCCUGCACCGGGACCUGGCUGCUCGCAACUGCUUGGUGAAUGAGCAAGGAAUUGUGAAAGUAUCGGAUUUUGGCCUUUCCAGGUACGUUCUAGAUGACGAGUAUAUGAGCUCCAUGGGGUCAAAGUUCCCAGUGCGGUGGUCUCCCCCUGAAGUGCUCCUGUACAGCAAGUUCAGCAGCAAGUCUGAUGUCUGGGCUUUUGGCGUUCUGAUGUGGGAAGUUUACUCCCUGGGGAAGAUGCCUUACGAGAGGUUCAACAACAGCGAGACAACGGAGCACGUCAUCCAGGGGCUGCGCCUCUACCGCCCGCAGCAGGCUUCGGAGCGGGUCUACACCAUCAUGUACAGCUGCUGGCACGAGAAGCCGGAGGAGCGUCCCACGUUCUCAGCGCUGCUGGCCGGCAUCCUGGACAUCCCGGACGAGGAGCCCUGACCGCGGGCUGGUACCACGGGGCCGCUGCAGCGGGACACGGCACCCGAGGGGCCCCUCACGGCCGCCCCUCGCCAAGCCCCGGACCGAAGCGUGGUCCGCGGGCCCGGGACCGCUCAAUAAACCGUUCCGAACGAUG